Messenger RNA from Neurospora tetrasperma FGSC 2508, 1818 nucleotides. RefSeq lists its product as uncharacterized. Gene Ontology annotation, molecular function: oxidoreductase activity; copper ion binding. The record is from RefSeq and is a predicted model, not a curated record. Lineage: Eukaryota; Fungi; Ascomycota; Sordariomycetes; Sordariales; Sordariaceae. The coding region runs from base 1 to 1818 and encodes 605 amino acids. The transcript has 7 exons.
AUGCGUUUUCUUCCACUUCUAGGCGGCUUAUUGCCCCUGCUCGGCCUCGUUGGUGCCGCUCCAAGCUGCAACCAUGAGUGCAACCGCGCUUGUUGGACAUCCCGGUUCAACGUCAACACAGACUACGAGAACGAAUGGCCUGUCACCUGGGUUACACGGAAGUUUCCCACAUGCUCACACGAGACACCACAGUUCGACUUUCAAAUCACCGAAGUGGAUGAAUGGGUUGGCCCAGAUGGUCACAUCAAGAAGGGAGCCAUGCUCAUCAAUGGCGGUUACCCAGGGCCAUUGAUCAAGGCCGACUGGGGCGACAGGAUCGAGGUCACAGUCACAAACAGGCUCAAGACGAACGGUACUUCUAUGCACUGGCAUGGUUUCCAUCAACUGAACAGCAACAACCAAGAUGGCGUGGCCGGCGUGACGGAGUGUCCCAUCGCUCCUGGUACCAGCAAAGUCUACUCGUUCCUGGCAACUCAGCAUGGAACUUCUUGGUACCACUCGCACAUCUCCUCGCAAUACGCCAACGGCAUCGUUGGUCCAAUCCAGAUCAACGGCCCUUCCUCCUACCCGUACGAUACCGACCUCGGCGUCUUCCCCAUCAGCGACUGGUACUAUGACUCCGCCGAGCACAUCGUUGAUCGGAUGAUGGACCCCAACGAUCCCUUCCUCAAGGGUGUUCCUGGCUCUCCUCCGCCAAGUAACAACAUCCUUUUCAACGGGAUGAACAUUGCGCCCAACGGCACUGGAGGCGAAUAUGCGAGAUUGAAGUUCACAAAGAACAAGCGCCAUCGUCUCAGGCUAGUCAACACCUCAGCCGAUAACACCUUUGUCGUGUCCAUCGUCGGUCACAACAUGACGGUCAUUGAGACUGACUUUGUCCCCGUAGAGCCGUACCCGGUUCACCAGCUUUACCUCACCGUUGGCCAACGCUACGAUGUCGUAAUCAAGGCCGACCAAGAGGUGGACAACUACUGGAUCAACGCAACCCUAUCUUCGACCCCCCUAUGCGGCGUAUCGCUCAACCCUUAUCCCGCAGCCAUAGUCUCGUACGAAGGCGCCGAUGAGUCCAGGCUUCCCACUAAUCACGGUCUACCUGCAAUCGAUCAGUUCUGUGAGGAUGACGUCUCUUCCAAGCCCCUGACAUCGAGGACAGCGCCAAAGGCCGACUUUUCCGACACCAAGGUGGAUACUCUGUCCGUCACACUGGACGUGAAGGAGGUGAACAAGGGUAUCUCCAAGGUACUUUGGUCAGUUGAUGGCUCGGCCAUUGAUGUCCAAUGGGAUAAGCCGACGUUGGAGUAUGUCGUCGAGGGCAACUUUACGUUUCCGAGACAAGCAAACAUUAUCCAGCUGCCCGAAGCUGUCAAGUGGUCCUUCUGGGUGAUCCAAAACAACUCUCCCUCGCCGCAUCCCAUGCAUCUCCACGGCCACGACUUCCUCAUCCUCGGCCGCUCCCGCUUCCCCGCGAACCCCCUCGUCGACCCAGGCCACCCCAUCCUCUUCGACCCCGUCAUCGACGGUCCCCAUCUCAACUUCGACAACCCCACACGGCGCGAUACCACGGUUGUCCCGUCUUUCGGAUGGCUCAUUAUUGCCUUUGAAGCCGGUCGUAACCCUGGUUCGUGGGUGUUCCAUUGCCAUAUCCCGUGGCAUAUGAGCCAGGGACUCAGCGUCCAGUUUUUGGAGAGGGUCGAUCGGAUUAAUGAUGGGGCGAUACCGAAUUUGAUGCCGGAUUUGCGGGACAGGUGUGAUGAGUGGAGGAAGUAUGCGGAUAAUGAUCCGGAGUUUAGGAUGAAGAAGGUUGAUUCGGGGAUUUGA